Molecule: messenger RNA, 5688 nt
Organism: Cephus cinctus (wheat stem sawfly)
Lineage: Eukaryota; Metazoa; Arthropoda; Insecta; Hymenoptera; Cephidae
Product: ribosomal protein S6 kinase beta-1
Exons: 13
Coding region: 284-1657 (457 amino acids)
Biological process (GO): protein phosphorylation; signal transduction
Molecular function (GO): protein serine/threonine kinase activity; ATP binding
Source: RefSeq, a predicted model, not a curated record
UGGCUAUUAAAAUUAUCUAAUUUUGAAUGUACUCUAAAAAUACGCGCAUCGGAAAAAUUGUCAGCACUGAUUGGCUUUCCUUAUUGGCAAAGAAGGAGUGAUCGUUCAUAGCGGUUGGUGGGAAGUAUCUCCUCUCCCACUGUGCAGAGUUAAGUGGGGAAUGGGAUUUCCCACCAAUGGAUAGGUUUCCGAGUGUACCAGGUAUAGGCCGUGGUGAACGCGUAUUCCAGCCGUGCGAGGUCUUGUGCAGAUUUUUUGCGUUGAACAAUAUUGUUCAAUAAGAAUGGCCGCCGUUUUCGAUAUCGAACUGCACGACGGAGACACGGUCAACAGGGACGAGGAGUCCGACGACGACAUUAUCGAAAUUGGCGAGGGAGAGUACGAUGCCAAUCCAAAUGUUAAUGAAAUAAUUGAAACUGAGGGUGUUGAGGCUGUACCUAUAUCAGAACAGAAUGUUAAUCGUGGAAGGGAAAGGACUGGCCCUCAGGAUUUUGAGCUAUGUAAAGUAAUUGGAAAAGGUGGAUAUGGAAAGGUCUUCCAAGUACGCAAGAUCACAGGCAACGAUAGUGGUACUAUUUUUGCCAUGAAGGUUUUGCGUAAAGCAUCCAUUAUAAGGAAUCAAAAAGACACUGCCCACACCAAAGCAGAGAGAAACAUUUUGGAAGCUGUCAAGCACCCUUUCAUUGUUGAUCUUAUGUAUGCUUUUCAAACUGGAGGAAAAUUAUACUUGAUACUUGAGUACAUGUGUGGAGGGGAACUCUUUCGUCAUUUAAAUGACGAAGGCAUUUUUUUGGAAGAUACAGCGUGCUUUUAUUUAUCAGAAAUUAUACUGGCCUUGCAACAUCUUCACCUUCAGGGAAUUAUUUACAGAGAUUUGAAGCCAGAAAAUAUUUUGUUAGAUGCCGAAGGGCAUAUCAAAUUGACUGACUUUGGUUUGUGUAAGGAACAUAUACAAGAGGGCACUGUAACUCACACAUUCUGUGGCACCAUAGAGUAUAUGGCUCCGGAAAUCUUAACAAGAAGUGGACAUGGUAAGGCCGUAGAUUGGUGGAGCCUUGGUACUCUGAUGUAUGAUAUGCUCACGGGCUCACCGCCCUUUACAUCGGACAACCGAAGGAAGACUAUAGAGAAGAUUCUUCGCGGCAAACUAAACUUACCACCCUAUCUGACACCGGAUGCUCGAGACCUUAUCCGUAAGCUAUUAAAGCGUCAAGUCGCCCAUCGAUUGGGAUCAGUUCCAGCAGAUGCUGAACAAAUAAAGAACCAUCAGUUCUUCAAGCACAUCAAUUGGAACGACGUUAUAUCCCGUAAGCUGGAGCCGCCAUUCAAACCAACCCUCACAAGCGAGGAUGACGUGUCUCAAUUUGACAAGAAAUUCACAACUUCAGCUCCUGUAGACUCACCAGCCGAAUACACAUUGAGCGAAUCAGCCAACAGAGUGUUUCAAGGUUUCACAUAUGUCGCUCCAAGCAUUCUCGAAGACAUGUACUCGCAGCCGCGAGUAAUAAAUGCCCGUAGUCCUCGCAGAGGACACAUGCGCGGAUUCUCACCACGCGGAACCCACAUUCAUAUUCACUCUUCCCAUUUACCCAAUCACAGGCACAACGGCGUGGGACACAAUAGCAUAGAAGACACGGAGAUGAUUGAGAUAGGUUAACUGCCAGUUAUCUCAUAGCGAAUAACGUUUAGCAGUUUAUCGCCUAACUGCUGGGCUUCCCGUUACCGAUGCCCGAGAGUCUCAGGGAGGGAUUUUAUAAACACUUUAGACUGGUUAACGUCGGCAUCGGUCGUGUACGAUCGAUUCGAUCGACACUUGGAUGCCCAGUAGUUAUGCUUAGCUAAUUAAUUACAUUAUUAUUUAAUUAUAUGUAACGAAUUAUUACGGAUAUAUUAGUUAAGAGAUUACGCUUGAGUAGCAGCGGCGCUGCCAGCAGAUAGCCCUUUAACGAGACGGAUACUAUGAGUACGAUCAACGCGCGAAUCAUGACGACGUUAAUUUUAUUUUUAUCCGCGUCCACCUGUCACAUAAAAUAUAUUUAGAUGAAUGAAUAUAUAUAUACAGUUCAAUUAAACAAAACUCUGCGCAUAUCGAGUCGAAUUUUGUGCUAUUAUUUUGUUUUAUACUGUUUUUAUGACCGCGCAUGCGCACAGCGUAUAUGCACUGUCAUUAUGUCUACAUAAAUAUUAUAUAUAAAAUUUAAUGACAUUAAUAUCGAAACAAUCAUUUUUCGUAAGUCCGCGGUACGACAGAUAGUAAAUAAGUAGAUAGGUUACACGUAUCUUUUUUUUGUACGCUGGUUAAUUACGAUUGAUCGUCUCGUGAACGAAAAUUUAACUAUGAAAAAAUUAUAUCGAAAGGCCUCUAAGGUUGUUAUUUCUGCACCGCCGCUAGCUUAAAGCUUGUUCCACACCAAUUGUUCAUUAAAUAAGCGAUCUGCAGCAGUAAAUUAUCGUUUAUCGGUAGAAUCACUAUGCAACGAUACAGACUGUACUGGGAUUUGAACGUUCGAGCCACAAAACGUGAACGCUGAUAUAAUAAUUGAUAAUAAUAAUAAACUGCACAAGAAUAAUUCAUCAUGUAGGGGACGAAGGAACUCUUGAAAUACCGUGGAAGCAUAUAAAAACGUCGGGCAAGGAAUUGGCGAUGUGGAACGGACAAGUAUAUAAAGAGGAAAGAAAUUUAAGAAAAGACACAUUGAAGUUCCUACGAUCACUGAUAUCGACAACUUAUGACGUUAUCAUGGAUCCGAUUCAGAUUCUCGGCGCCUACUCCACGUGUAGCAUUGAUAUUACUUAAUUUUUUUUUCUUUUUAAUAUUUUACCUUCUUCAAAUCAAUCUCGAUAACGAGAAACUCCAGAGGGCUUCCCGUUGGCCGGUGUGCCAUCCACUGCUAAACGGUAGAAACCAAAGAGAAAUGAGAACCGAAGCCGCGAACCGGACUUGAGAGAGAAAAAGGAGUGAAAAAUAAAAGUAUAGUUACAUUUAACGACUAUAUAACGUACGACGUUCCUUUCCACGUUGAGAAAGGGAAAUCGUUAACUAGACUCAACUGAAGAUUCGUGCCUAUGCCAUUAAUUACGUCUACGCCAAAAAGGGCGUCGGUCCUCUUUAUAAAUAAAAUAUCACGACUAUGACUAUACUUGCUACUGAGACGACGACGACUCCAGACGUCGCAAGCAACGUUACAUACGCAGCCAAUCGCGGUCCUCGAAAUCCGUGGAUCUUUAACUGUCGCUUCUGUUCGAUCGACAACUAAAAUCGAUCGACAAUUAAAAAACACAACCGGUCAAGCGACGUUGAGAAUUAGCAAACGCAAGAUGGUACGGAAUAUGCAAAUUCACCGUCUACUAUGUCGAAUCGCCCAAGAAACAGAUUACGAAAACUGCCCAAGUGUUCACAGGUCGCCAUAACCGGCUAAUAAACAAAAUCUUAUCUUUUACAUAAUACUUAAGGCGGUCGGAAGGCGUCGUGCUUUUUCCGUUGGCGAUUAUUUUUGUAAUAUGCCACUUCUUUUGUCCAUGUUCAGUUAUAAAAUUAGUGACUCUUCUUAUGUUACUGCCUUCAAAGCAGACCGGCAGCCGACUAUUGCAAAAGAAUUCACAGAUUUCUUAAAAUGACGACUCUUAUUUUUUAAAUGUUUGACGUCGCCUUUCGACCGCAUCCGUACGAUUGCAUACACUUACUAACAUGCAUACUGAUUUAUUAUUUAUAAGUGCAUAUACAUUAAUGAAUAAGAUUGUAAUAUUCGUAAUUGAUUGUAUUAUAUGAUAAUGCGAGUCAUCGGCGUCAUUGACUACGUUCGGCGAGUAUCUCGAGGUCACCAAAAACUUGCAAUACGAAAUUUGUUAUAUGUAUGCCUGAUCGAUUGAUACAUAUAUACGUGCCUAUGGAUAUAUCAUAAUGAUUACGAAUCAGUUCUCCAGGAAUGAUAUUGUAAAGCGUAUAAAAAAAAUACUUUGUCACUUUGAUUGAUUCUAUUUGUGAAGCUCGCGGUGCGUCGUUGAGAAGACGUCGCAGGCGUCGCGACGCGUAACAUAUGACUAUAGAAUAAUUAAGGAAGAUAGACGUUAAGAAUUAACAUCAUAAUAUUGCGAAUUAACGCUACUAUUUGUUGUUUUUUCUUCUUUUCUCUCAAUGUCUCUUUUUUCUAUUUUUUAUCAUCCCUCUCUGUAGAGUUGAUGACUCUUGUAAAGUUUCGUCAACGUUUGUAACAUCUGUGUUUCUUCUUUACUGUUGGCACUGUGUCCAUCGAUGGUAAUGCAUUUUGUGAAAGGGACACGUGGCGAUUUAAUUUAACGGUUGUUUCUUUUUAUUCUUUUGGUUUGGUGCGAGACGAAAAUGUGCUGUGAGGGGCUCCCGCAAUGUCGACCCAUUUUUAUAAUGUUUAGAGAGGACAAAGUAAAGAAAAAAGAUUGAGCACAUGAAUUAAUAUUUUAUUCGUUGCUUAUCUGUUAAUAAUCGGUAUCAUUAUUCGUAUUUAAUAAAUCUACGAUUGAAAUUAGACUACGUUUAAAUUUAUUAAUGGCAUUUAACGGUGAAAUAAAAAUUUGAGAGGGGUUGGGAGAGUCUAGAGUGUAAGAAUUUGAAUUUUUUCGAACCACCCAGAACGAAGAAAUAAUUAUGUAAGUGGUUUCUUCUCUAAUUAUAAUUUAAUAAAUAAGAGAUUGAUUUUUAUUGAUCGAAUGAUGUAUACCACAGCUAUCGCCUUAUACAAUUAGUGUAACGAGAAGAUGCACUUUUUCUCUCUCUAUCCCCCCCCUCUCUCUCUCUCUCUCUCGAUUAUUAAUCGUGUGCGUAAUUAAAUAGCUUGUAAUGCUAUGUUGAUUAGUUGAUGGCAGAUAAUUAUGUAUUAUCGCGAUUUUUGUUCUUUUUCGUAAAAUCAUUUUUCACGAACCCACGAAAUCAUAAUAGAAACACAAUAUUGCGUCGUUCCACUAAUUUUGUUUGAAUCGAGGAUCGCCGAACUUCAAAAUAUCGUUGACAUUUUUGUACGUUCGAAUUAGACAUAUUCAUAUACUGUUCAAUGCUUCCAGUUAAAGUUGUAAGCAUUAAGUGUGCGCCUUGACAUUUUAAAAUGACAUUGAAAUCACAUUAUUAGAACGGCAAUACGAUUCGUUCGAGACUUCGGAAGAACAUGAAUUAAAAACUGUUCGCUUAUGUUUUAUGCUCAGAUUUAAAUCAACGUUAUUUUUUACUUUUCGCAUUCAAAAGAUAUCUAUCAGCUAUAUCGAAUUGUAGUUACCAUCGAUCGUUCGAAAAUAGUUUAUCAAAUCGUUUAUCAUACGACUCCAAACAGUCUAGUAAAUAAACGAAAUAAACAGCGUCAUUCGUAACGGUAAAUUCGAUUAAGUAUAUUGGGGCUGCUUUUCAGUCGAUUCUGAAUAUAGAAAAAUAACACGCGAUUUUCUCGUGUAUUAUUUUUCUAGACGGAAGAUGGGCUGAAUGGUAACUGUAAUUGAUAAACGAACAAUCGCUAAUUUAGUUUCUAAUGUAAUCUUAUUUAUUUAAUUAUAACUUUAUAAUAUGUAACGUGAAUACAGAGCUAUUUUAAAUAAAUACUAUCCAUAUCGUGAUGGUAGGUACAGUUAACGCCAAUGCGAAAGCACUGUUCGUAUUUUUGUUUUAUUCACAUACGGUAUUAUUAAUACCGAAGGAAACGCUAUUGUUAAUAAAAUUCGAAACUUCAA